Messenger RNA from Salvia splendens (bonfire salvia), 4324 nucleotides. RefSeq lists its product as uncharacterized. NCBI's taxonomy places the organism in Eukaryota, Viridiplantae, Streptophyta, Magnoliopsida, Lamiales, Lamiaceae. The transcript is spliced from 3 exons. The record is from RefSeq and is a predicted model, not a curated record. The coding region runs from base 236 to 3841 and encodes 1201 amino acids.
GUAUGCUAAAAACUUGAUUAGAAAGAAGAAAAGGAUUUUGCAGCUGAUUAUAAAUCUAACGAUUUGGCUGCCAACGCGCUGAAAAAGAGGGAUAGUUUUGACGAAAUCCUCUGCCGGUUAUAUGAUAUCUCAAUAACCCUAGCGAGUUGGUGAAAUUUCUCCGUAUCGUUAUUUUUUUGGUUGAAAGAGUAAAGAGAUUCUCUUUUAAAUAAAUACUAACUAGCCCCUUCCGUGUAUGCUAAUUUCUACAACAAUUGCAAAUCCACUUGCAGGUGGAAAAAUGGACUACCAUGAACAUGAUAAUGUGGUGGCUUCUGGGAAUAUUCCUGAAUUUGGUGCAAUCUUUUUUUCAAACAUUGAGAUCAAGAAAGAGUGCUUGCAACGGAAUAUAUUUGCACUACCAUCUUCCCAUACUGAAUUUGUGACACAUGUCAAAGAGGGAAUGGUUUUGUUCCUGUUUGAAACUAGGAAGAGAGAACUCUUUGGAGUUUAUCAGGCAUCCUCUGAUGGCGCAGUGGACAUUAAUCCCCAUGCAUUUAGUUAUUCAGGGCAGCAUUUCCCCGCACAGGUUCGUUUCAGACAAAUAUGGCAUUGUGAUCCAAUCUCCGAGAAUGAAUUUAAAGAUGCUAUCAUAGAGAAUUACUUUUCUGCAAGGAAAUUCAACAUCGGCCUGUCUAAAGAUCAGGUUCGCAGUCUUCUUUAUUUGUUCAGUUCAAGAAAGAUCAAAAGUAAGAUGCCUGCUGAGCCACGAUCUGAAGCUAUUGUUGAAGUAUCUGCUAAGGAGAGCAGACUGCUAGGUGAUGACAGACAUGAACGGUACAUGGCACCUUUGGAAUAUGAUAACCAUGUGAGCUCAUUGACUAGAGGCAAAGAAGAUGAAUUCUGGAUAGAUAAUAUGGCCAAUGCUGAAGGGAACAUAUAUCCUUUUACUCGCGAUGAUUUUCUGGCUAAAAGGAGAAGAAUAGGAAAAGAAGGCAGGUUCACAACCAAUGAUAUCGCAGGAAAUGCUUUAUAUUGCCAUGGUUACCAAAGUGCCUUUCGCACUGGUUCCCCUAAAGAUUCCUUGGAUGAGGUAAGAACAUCAGCCAAUGCUGGCAGGUUUUUGUCCGUUCAAAUGGGAAAUGAAGAUCAAGUGAAUAAGAUGCAAACCCGUGCUCAAUACCCUGAGAAUUCUAUAGAGCCUUUGGAUGUGAGAGCCCAUGGUGAUUAUACUUAUUUGCAGAGGAGCACAUUGCGGGAUGACUAUAACAUACACAGUGGUCACCAACAGGCAUUUGCAAGUGAUAACUAUGAGAGUUCCAUGGCUCAAAGCAAACAUCUGAGUGAUGAUAAUAGGUUCUUGUUAGAUGAUUGCGUGAUAAGAGACUGUGUUAUUAAUGUGGAUAAAUCUGUGGCUAUUAAUGAUCACCACCUGAAUUUAUGUAGGCAAGAAAGAGAAAUGGUAAACGAUCGUGAGUGGUUGAAUGAGAGGAAAUUGGAAAAUAGAUAUCAUUUGGACUGUCUUGGUAGCACUAUUAGUGCCAUUGAUCCCCCUGCUAGCCAUUUAUAUAAAAUAAGAAAAACAGAUGCAACUGGGAGGUUUCAAAUCGACGGGAAUGAACCUCGUUUUGGAACAUGUUCAGCCGAAGGCUUCUCUUCUAAAACUGUUUUACAUCCUAGGCAUUGUGGUUACAGGAUUAUCGAGGGUAGGAAGUACCCAAUUGUGGAAGGAAGAUCAACUGAAAAUAUGGUGGACAAAGUGUCACCUACAGUGGCCACAAAUGCUGGAUAUGUUGCGGAUGAAGACAUUCAAAUACUAGAUAGUGCAAGGUAUAGAAAGAGUGAUAGAGUAGAUUAUAGAGACCCUAGUCAAACACAUACUGAUCCCGUCAUGUCGAUGAAGUACCCUUUAUUCUCCCAGUCGGAACAAAAUUUAUCUUCAUUUCCUGACAAGUUUCCGGAGGAACAGUUCUCUCAGUUUACCGUCUCUCAUGGUUUCCACCUCUUGCCAUCCAUUUAUGAAGAUGCAACUAUUACAAGGACUGUCCCUUACUCGCCUGACCACCCUAACCUUUCUCAUGGAUGCUCUUCAUCAAAGGAAGCUAACCAAAAUUCCACUUCAAUGCAUAUGAACCACCUGCGUGAUAGCUCUUUAGAGAACUUGUAUCCUCUAUCUAGAAAUAGAUUGCAGCAAUAUCCUUCGGAGUCGAAAAAUUUUGGCAGAUCUCAAGAUGCCACACGUGAAUAUAGGAAUAAUGGUUUUGAAAUGAGCACAUCAUGCCUCCGGAGUUCUUUGCUUCGGGAAUCUUCCAAUUCAUUCUUAAACCCGGACUUUUCUACUGACAUGGAUCUGAAUACCUCUGCUCCUGUUAAUUACAGAGGUUCAUUGUCUUCAAAGCUCUCUCCACACUGCACUGAUCCUGAAAACUUUGAAGGCCAAAGAGGGUUGUUAGCUUGUUACCCCAAAUCAAGAGACCAUGAUUUUGCAUUUGAUGGAUAUCUUCCUGAGGCAUCAGAAAAUUGGAGAAAGCAUGGGAUAGGCAUGUCGGCUGGCAAAUAUUCCAAUUGUUCCGAAUCACAAGAUUUGGGCACGGAUAUUUGUCUGCGAGAAAAAAACUUGGCAAUUUAUGGGAAUCAGCACUUCAGAUUCUCUAGAAAUAUGGAUCCCAGGGAACUCCACAAGAGUUCUGGAGCUAAUUCCACCCUUAACAGGAGAAGUGUUUUUAGCCGUUUGUCUUCUAAGCCAUCACGGUUUAGUGAAGAGAGAAAUGAUAUUGAUCUUAAUCAUCAAGACUGCUAUAUUGAUGCUACAGCUGAUGAACUCAUGGAGAUGUUGAAGCAGGAUGAUAAUCUGUCACCAAGAAAGCUCAGGAAAUCUGGAGUUGUUGGACAACCUAAAGAAAGUGCAGUCCAUGAAAAGGAAACCCAGCGUCAUCUGGAAACAGAGCAUUGUUCAAUGGAGAAGAAAAGGCUGAACAGCGCAACUCAAGCUACUGCAGAUAGCAUGGAUGAAAUCCCUAAAGAGACUCGAACUUUAAAUUUCAAGCGUCGUAGUGAAAGAAAGAAAUUGGUCGGGAUUAGUUCUGGUUCAGCCUCUCAUAGUAGUCCCACGGAUGCUAGAGAAGUGGUAAAAAACUCCACUAAUUCAACUUCAAGACGCAAAAAGCUGGUUAGACCUGCUUUCAGUAAAACUGAUACUGCUAGUAAUGCUGCUACAUGUGGCAAUGAAACAUCACAGCCUCAUGCUCCAAUCCUCGAAAAGGAUGACAAACAGAGUAGUGAGACAGCCACUAACGUACUUGAAUCUGAGAUUCCCCGUGACAGUACCCAUGUGCUGGCUCCACACACUUGUCAAGUUAUGGAUUGUAAUAAAGAACCCCCAUAUUCUGAGGAGCAAAAAGAUGCAUUCGCUCCUGUAUUGCCAACUCCAAGUGUUGAGCAUGUAAAAGAUGACAUCCUUGUGGGUUGUUCCAAGGUUCCAUGGGAAACAUCUCUACAGAUGAUUCAAAUUUCUGUUGAAGGUGGUUUAGCCAAAGAUACUGAUGGUACUAGCAUCACCAGCUUGGACCUUCCAGAACCAUCUUUUCAAGGGGUCGGACUUGGUUCGGUUUGCAAGAACAACGAGGAGGUUCCAAGGGAAACAUCUCAACAGAUGAUUUCUGAUAUUCAAACUUCUGUUGAAGGUGGUCUAGCCAAAGAUAAUGAUGGUACUACUAUCACCAGCUUGGACCUUCCAGAACCAUCUUUUGAAGGGGUCGAACUUGGUUCUUCUGGUUGCAAGAACAACAGGGAGAAACAUCUAAAGACAAUGAAAAUCAUACUAACUCCUAAGAAAGAUGUGAAGGCUGCUUCUUCUCAGUGAAGCCCACACAUGUUCCUUGGAAAUUGCUUUUUUAAAUCCAACAACCCCCGCCCCCUGUUUGCUAUGGUUCCCGUUCCUUCAUCUGUGUGCAGAAUCCGUGUACUAAGCAUCUAUUUAUGGAUGUGCCAGUGAUGGAAGCUAUGUCAUUUGUUUCUCUUGAAAGCUACUCCGGCACUGCAGCUGAUUGGUCAGGCUUCUUCCACUGCCACGCUCAUCUUGCCUUGCUAGAUGGUUUUGCUCUUGCAUUCUUUUCUUUCACUUUUUUUGUUUUUUGAAUGAUUUUGGUGAGAUGAGGUGGGAUUGAUUAUAUGCAUCUCUCCGCAUAAUCAUCUUGUCAUUCAUUUCGUGUUAAUGGUGAAUUUGCCAGAAUUGGCUGUGAAACGCACAAUUCAACAUUCCCUGUUUAUUACAGUGGAUAACUGUGUAGUUACCUCAUCGGCCAAGGUUUAAGCUAAGUUUUUUAUAAUUUAGAUGUUUUUGUUA